AUGGCAUUGAAACGUUCAUUGGGUGGUAUGUCCUUACAGAGUUCAUUAUUUCAAUCACCUAUUUCAUCGAUCUAUCGAAUGUUUCACGUACGUCCUAUCCAAAGACGUAACAUUCUUCUUAAUAUUUUAUCCUUAAUUGGAGCUUAUUGGAUUAUUACAACAUUAAUAUCACUUUCUAAUCAAAAUGUUGGCAGUCAUGUACGAGAACGCCGGUUAUUGCCGAGAGAACCAAUUGGUCGACAGUUACAGUUACAAGAAGGUUAUUCUGUAAUCGAUUCUAAACAACAACAAGAAAUUAGUAGCAACAGCAGUAAUAAAAAUGGAAAUUCACAAGUGCUUCGGAUUUAUGGGAAAUCAAUGUUGAAGGAUUUCGAAGAAGAAAUUGAAAUUGCCGGAGAGGAUAAUGAUGGAUUCGAAAAGCCCAAUAUUCCGCAACCAAAACAUUUUCUUUAUAUGGAAGGUAGUCCAAUUUAUAAAAAAGGUGAUCCAAAUCAACCUGGUGAAUUUGGUGCUGGCAUAAAAAUUGACAAACAGAAAUUAUCACCAAAAGAACGUAAAAUAUUUGAUGAAUUAUUUAAACGAAAUUCUUUUAAUGAAUAUGUAUCCAAUAUGAUUUCCAUACAUCGAUCACUUCCAAAUAAUACCGAUGAAUUAUGUCAUAAAGCAUCUUAUCGAGAUGAUUUACCGGAUACAUCGGUGAUUAUUUGUUUCCAUAACGAAGCAUGGUCAGUACUUCUGCGCACAGUGCAUAGCGUACUGGAAAGAACACCCGGUCAUCUGCUUAAAGAAAUUAUUCUAGUCGAUGAUUUCUCCGAUUUGGAGCAUUUAAAGAAACCAUUGGAAGAUUACAUGAGUCAGUUUGAUAAAGUUCGAAUAAUAAGACUGGAAAAUCGAAUGGGUUUGAUCCGUGCUCGACUUAGAGGUGCAUCAGUUGCAAGAGGCGAAGUAUUGACUUAUUUGGAUUCACACUGUGAAUGCAUGAAUAGAUGGCUUGAACCAUUGUUGGAUCGAAUAGCGCAAAAUUCCACAAAUGUAGUAACACCUGUAAUUGAUACAAUCAGUCUGGAAACAUUGCAAUAUAAGAUGUCAAGCCAUGAUCGAUUGAGUGUUGGCGGAUUUAAUUGGGGUCUUACUUUUAAUUGGCAUUUAUUGCCGGAUCGUGAUUAUAAAGCUAUGAAAUCACGGAUUGAUCCCGUACCGUCACCAACGAUGGCUGGUGGAUUAUUUUCUAUUAAUCGAGCUUAUUUUGAGAAGCUUGGCGGUUAUGAUCCUGGUUUUGAUAUUUGGGGCAGUGAAAAUCUCGAAAUAUCGUUCAAGAUAUGGAUGUGUGGAGGUCGAUUGGAGAUAGUGCCCUGCAGUCAUGUUGGCCAUAUUUUUCGUAAAAAUUCACCUUAUAAAUGGAGAAGUGGUGUUAAUGUAAUACAAAGGAAUAAUAUUAGAUUAGCUGAGGUAUGGUUGGACGACUAUAAAGAAAUUUAUUACAAUCGGAUUAAUCAUAAUCUGGGUGAUUUUGGUGAUGUAACAGAACGGAAGAAAUUACGCGAACGUUUGAAGUGUCAUUCAUUUAAAUGGUAUUUGGAAAAUAUAUUUCCAGAUUUAUUCCUACCAUCUCAAGCAAUUGCUAGUGGUGAAAUUCGUAAUCUUGGUAAUCGAAAGUAUUGCGUGGAUCAUGAAGUUGGUCGAGAUGCUGUAAACGACAGUGUUAUACCAUAUCCAUGUCAUUUACAGGGCGGUAAUCAGUUCUGGAUGUUAAGUAAAAAUGGUGAAAUACGACGUGAUCAAUAUUGUAUUGAUUAUACAGGUAGAGGUUCACCAGUAAUUUUUGAAUGUCACGGUGCCAAAGGCAAUCAACUUUGGAGAUACAAUCAUAAGACUGGUCGAAUGUAUCACCCAAUAUCACGUAACUGUUUAACAUUAAGUGAUGAUAAUACAAUGUUAGUGAUGAGGAUUUGUGAUGAUAAAAACGGACGACAACGAUGGAGGUUUCAGAACUUCAACGAAACGCGUGAAGUAAUCUCGGUUCAUGUUGGACAAGCUGGCGUACAAAUUGGAAAUGCUGCAUGGGAGUUAUUUUGCUUAGAACAUGGAAUUCAACCGGAUGGAACAAUGCAAAUUAAGAAUAAACAGCAUAUUGAUGAUUCGUUUUCAACUUUCUUCUUUGAGACCGGUACUGGACGUCAUGUUCCGCGGGCUAUUUUGAUCGAUCUUGAACCAUCCGUAAUUGAUGAGAUUCGAACAGGACCAUAUAAACGUUUAUUUCAUCCGGAACAAAUGGUUACUGGUAAAGAGGAUGCAGCGAAUAAUUAUGCACGUGGACAUUACACAGUUGGUAAAGAAAUAAUUGAUGUUGUUCUGGAUCGGAUCAGACGGCUAGCCGAGAACUGUACCGGUUUGCAGGGUUUUCUUGUAUUUCAUUCGUUUGGUGGCGGUACAGGUUCUGGUUUUACUUCAUUAUUAAUGGAACGUUUAACAGUCGAUUACGGUAAAAAAAGCAAGCUGGAAUUUUCCAUCUAUCCGGCACCACAAGUUUCUACUGCAGUAGUGGAACCAUAUAAUUCAAUUUUAACCACACAUACAACUUUAGAGCAUUCUGAUUGCUCAUUUAUGGUGGACAAUGAAGCGAUUUAUGAUAUAUGUCGUCGAAAUUUGGAUGUAGAAAGACCAUCAUAUCCGAAUCUCAAUCGCUUAAUUUCACAGGUCGUUUCUUCGAUUACAGCUUCACUUCGUUUUGAUGGUGCGCUGAACGUAGAUCUGACGGAAUUUCAGACAAAUUUGGUACCAUAUCCACGUAUUCAUUUUCCGUUAGCAACUUAUGCUCCAAUAAUUUCAGCUGAAAAAGCCUAUCAUGAAUCAUUAUCAGUAAUGGAUAUUACUAAUUCAUGUUUUGAACCAGCCAAUCAAAUGGUUAAAUGUGAUCCACGCGUUGGAAAAUAUAUGGCAGUAUGUCUUUUAUAUCGUGGUGAUGUUGUACCCAAAGAUGUCAAUGCCGCUAUUGCGAGUAUUAAAACGAAACGUACGAUACAAUUUGUAGAUUGGUGUCCAACUGGUUUCAAAGUGGGCAUCAAUUAUCAACCGCCGACAGUUGUUCCAGGCGGUGAUGUUGCAAAGGUACCACGUGCUGUAAGUAUGCUAGCCAAUACGACAGCUAUUGCAGAAGCUUGGGCAAGAUUGGAUUAUAAGUUUGAUUUAAUGUAUGCAAAACGUGCCUUCGUACAUUGGUACGUUGGAGAAGGUAUGGAAGAAGGCGAAUUCACGGAGGCACGUGAAGAUCUUGCGGCUUUGGAACGUGAUUAUGAAGAGGUCGGUUUCGACAGUAAUGAUGGUAAUGACAUAGAAGGUAUUGACAGCGGAGAAUAUUGA
Messenger RNA from Cercopithifilaria johnstoni, 3360 nucleotides. The record is from the annotation of a GenBank genome assembly. NCBI's taxonomy places the organism in Eukaryota, Metazoa, Nematoda, Chromadorea, Rhabditida, Onchocercidae.